Messenger RNA from Diabrotica balteata, 570 nucleotides. The record is from the annotation of a GenBank genome assembly. Lineage: Eukaryota; Metazoa; Arthropoda; Insecta; Coleoptera; Chrysomelidae.
AUGCCUAUCGAGUUGCCAAGUUUUGCACUACGUACAGGACAGUUGAUUAAAGUCGUUUGUACUAUAACUGAAGGAGAUUUGCCGGUAACGUUCGAGUGGGAGUUGAAUUCAGAACCUUUGGCAAAUUUUCCCGAUAUCACUACAACUGCAAUUGGCAAAAGAAUGUCUAUUCUGGAGAUAGAUUCUAUAGCGUAUCACCAUGCAGGAAAUUAUACUUGUUCUGCAAAAAAUCACGCAGGAACUGCCAAAUAUUCUUCGGAGUUGCUUGUAAAUGUUCCACCGCAGAUCACCCCUUUCGACUUCGGUAACACUCCAAUACAUUCAGGCCAGUUUGUUCAAGUGACGUGUACUGCAUUUGAAGGAGAUAUGCCUAUUAAAAUCGACUGGUUGCUGAACAAUGUACCUAUAAGCGAUUUUUCGGAUGUGUCUGUGUCAGCAGUUGGCAAAAGAACGUCUUUCCUUGCCAUAGAUUCUGUCUCUUACACCCAUGCGGGAAAUUAUACAUGCCGAGCUGCAAAUAAAGCUGGUGAAACUACAGUGACAUCAGAACUACAAGUGAAUGGUUAUUAA